AACCAAAUCAUAUACAAUGACAAAGCAAUUUCACAAAAAAAAGGAAAAAAAUAUUUGUGCUCUAUAAGGCAUUUUAACUAGCAUACCUAGUAACAACUUAACAGCAUUCUUAAAUAAAAUGUAGGUAUAAACAUUCAAAUUACAAAAUACCAAUUUAAAAACAAUGUGACGAAAAAUAAACACAUUGAGUUAAUUAAAUAAAAGUAAAGGAGUAUAGUAAUACCUUUCGAGUUGAUCUCCUGGUUACUAUGGCCAUUCCAUCGGAAUAAUGGUCAGAAUUUGUUGAGAAUAAGGUACUGGGUUUUUUUACAAAGCGUACCUACCAAUGAUAAAUUGUAAGACCUGUCAGAAUUCUACUAAAAAGGGCUCCAACAAGAGUCCUAAACACAGCAUGUACCUAAUGAUUCUUUUUUGGCAUUUAAAAAUAUGAAUAGCUUUCAUAAAUAAGCUCUAGAAAAUUUUACUGUACAUGAUAAUUGAUUGAAUGUGGACAAUAUUUGUAGACAGGACAUGUGAAUAAAUGUUUUAAGGCACAAGAGAUUAAGUUUUCUCUGUAAGUAUUGUAUAUGGUAGUUCCAAGUUAACAAAGGGUCCAAGUGCAAGUCAAGAAACUUAAUUAACUAUGUCUGUAGUGGGAAUUAAACAUCUGUUGAGCUAAACCAGGGGUGACUCCUCGAAAACCAUCUUGCUGAAUAUCAUUAAGCCAGUCUCGGUUCCAUUUAACAGUAGACAGUUGUCCAUGCAUCCAAUUUAUAUUUAUGAUGUAAGUCAAUUCAAUACAUGGAAUAAAGAAAAUAAUAUAACAACAUUUAAAAAAUACUUACUCUGAAUUCCAAAAAAAAACUUCCAGCCUGUAACAUGCUUUUGAAUUUACAUUAUUCUUUAAUCUGUUAGGAACUGUAACUGAUGACCUUUAUGUUAUCCGCCAAGGAAUUAAAGCAACUAAAACAAUUUAUAAUAAAAAAGAUUUUUGGAAAGCUGUCCUUGUUCGAUAUGGGUGGAUUUAAUUGAUAACCAGCUUCAUAGCUUCAGUUUUUUGUGAUCUUUCUAAAGCUGUUGAAUGUGUAUCUGAUUGCAUCUAAUGCUCUUUUACUAUAGUCUUACUGGGAAUGGUCUAUGUUUACUUGAGAACUACCUAACAAUUAGAAGACAAGCAAUUUUUUUUUCAGUCUAAGCUCUUAUAAGUUAAAUUUGUGAGAUGUGGAGUACCACAGGAUUCCAUUUUGGCCUUUUAUUAUUUCUCAUUUAUGUAUGUAACAACAGCUUUGCCAAACGGUUUUGUGGCUCUCUAUGCAGAUGAUACCAGUUUUUCAAACACAUCACAAGAAGUAAAAUUGAAUCCAAAGUAUUCCUGAAUUGAAUAAAAUAAUUUUAUGAUCAGACAUCUUUUAUUAAAUUAACUAAUAAAAUUAAAUUUAAUUGCAUAUUAGUCAUUGCUCCCCUAGAUUUAUAAAAAAAAAGUGAAAAGUGAGUAUCUUGAGAUCAUCGAAGCAAUGCCUACAUCAGCCUCAAUAAUGUACAUCACCUUUACACAUCUGCGAAUGCAAAUAUCUCAGAUAUCCCUCAAAAAUGUCCCCAAAUUCAAAAGAGACAUGUUAGAACCAAAAUAACAUUGGUAGACCAUAACAUAAGUGCUUGUCUUGAAAUAGUCCUAAAUAGAUUUUUAAUGAAGAAAAUUAUACCAGAGAGUUUACUAGAUAAAUGGCUAACACAACAGAGUCUGAGUCUAUUUAACAGAAAUUGGCAUUGGAAGGGUGAUAGCUAGUGUUCCAGUUUUAGUCCAUCAUGGAACAAAUUGGCACCCUUUCGGACGGGCAAGUGGUCAUGGGUGUAUCUCCCCAACAAGUCCAAGUAAUGCAGAUGAAUCCUUCCAGUCAUCAGGUCAUCCAGGGAGCAAACGGUCAACAAAUCAUGGUCCACACUGUCCCGGCCGGUGGACAGAUUCAGGUUGCCACUUCGCCUAAUGGAACCCAAGGAUUACAACAAAUACAGGUUGUGCCAGUAAGUAGUUUACAAGGUGCCGGCCAGGUCCUAGUACAACCAACCCAACAAAUUCUACAAACCGCUGAUGGCCAAACGUUUAUUUACCAACCGAGUGCGGUUCUAGAAGGUGGAAGUUUACAGCAAACACCUACAGUAUUAAACAUCAACGGAAACCUUGUCCAGAUCGCCAACCCGCAACCUGCCGCGCAAACGGUUACUCAGAACACCUCACCCGCCACUCCCACAGUGGUACAGCAGGCUCAUACCGGAUUGGCUAUGGCUAACGGAAAUUUGGUCAUGGUGAGAAGUCCGGCAGACAUGGUUCCUAGUACCAGCGGUACCCAAUUCCAAAGAGUACAAAUUCCAGGGCAAGAGUUUCUCGAGGAGGAACCCCUGUAUGUAAAUGCCAAACAGUAUAAGAGGAUUUUAAAGAGGAGGCAAGCGAGGGCCAAACUGGAGGCCGAGGGUAAAAUUCCUAAAGAAAGACCUAAAUACCUCCACGAAUCCAGGCAUAGACAUGCUAUGAACAGAAUUCGAGGGGAAGGAGGAAGAUUCCAUCCCGGAUCAGUCAAAAAACGAAAUUUGAAUUGUAGAGAGGAAAUGGAGAGACAUGUCCAGCAACAGCAACACCAUCAGCAGCAGCAGCAGCAACAACAACAACAACUUAGUCAACAACAGUUAAACCAACAACAAAUAAAUCAGCAGCACCAUCAUCAGCAAGAAAUUCAACGGAUCAACGUGUCGUAUGCUAACAUACAGAUGAACACGCCGAUUAUUAUUGAGAGUAUGUCGGAUAUGAUCAAACCAGACCCCAUGACGAUCGAAACCAAAAAGGAAAUUUCUUUUUAAAACUGAAGGAUGCGAUAUUACUUUAUAGUAUAGAGUUAUUAAUUUAUUUUUGGGGCGGAACGUAUCAUACACUUUUGAUUGUUUUUUUUUUGUUGACUGUGCGUUAUUUUUGUGUAAUUUUUCUGUAUAUAGUUAUCGAUAUUAAUUUAGUUAGUUAUGUAAUUUGAUAUAAUUACGCUAACCCUUUAUACCAUUUGAGAAUUUUGUAUAUUAUAUAGAGUAAUUCUUGACUGAUUUUAAUCCACUCUUUUUAAUAGGAUUAACUAUUUCUAAUGCGAUAAUAGAUUUAAAACCAAAAAUUUUAUUUUUAGUUCGUUUUAACUAGAGUGAUGCAUUGAAAAAUAAUAAUAAGUACCGUAAAAUGGGGUGAAUAGAAACAUUUUUGGACGUUUUCAACUUUUUAAGUAAUAAGUGAACAUUUUUAAAUAAAACAACAAAUCAUAGUGAGGGAUUUUACACGAUGCUCUAUUUUACAUUACCCAAAUUUCGAGUUACUACCUAGAAAUGUCUACUUAAUAUAUCAAAAUUAUAUUCUGCUUUCUGUCUGAAAAAUCUUAUAUAUCCUCAUUAUUGAAUAGAAUAAUCUAUUUUGUGGAUUAAGCUAAUUCCUGCAAUGUUUCCUCGUUUCUGGAAAACAUUGCAGGAAUCAUUUUACGGUAAUAGUUUGUUAAAUAAGGAAUGAAUGACUGUUUAAAUUUUAUAAAAUUGCAUACGUUUUUACAUUUUUUAAAAAAAUGAAGUGAAAUUAUUAUUUUAAUUAUGCAUGAAAAUCUCUUAAAGAGAUGGUUUGAUUGACAGACACUUUGAUGACAUAAAAAUAUAUAUACGUAAUGUAUGUACUGACAAUUUAGUGGAGAAUA
Molecule: messenger RNA, 3692 nt
Organism: Anthonomus grandis grandis
Lineage: Eukaryota; Metazoa; Arthropoda; Insecta; Coleoptera; Curculionidae
Product: nuclear transcription factor Y subunit alpha-like
Exons: 8
Coding region: 1786-2832 (348 amino acids)
Biological process (GO): regulation of transcription by RNA polymerase II
Cellular component (GO): CCAAT-binding factor complex
Molecular function (GO): RNA polymerase II cis-regulatory region sequence-specific DNA binding; DNA-binding transcription factor activity, RNA polymerase II-specific
Source: RefSeq, a predicted model, not a curated record